AUGCAGCGAUAUGGCAUGAGAAGCUUUGGAAACUUGGCGGUCUUCGAUGAUUCUGCGUCAUCCAUCUCGAUGGAGCUCUCGGCGAACUCGCAUCAAAAUGUCGGCAACCUGAUGCCGACAGGGGGGGUUGUCUAUGAAUCCUUUGAUGGUCCGCCGGAAGCAAGUCAUGAACAUUUGUCGCAGCAAAAAUAA
This is a messenger RNA of Ustilaginoidea virens, 192 nucleotides long. RefSeq lists its product as uncharacterized. Lineage: Eukaryota; Fungi; Ascomycota; Sordariomycetes; Hypocreales; Clavicipitaceae. The transcript has a single exon. The record is from RefSeq and is a predicted model, not a curated record. The coding region runs from base 1 to 192 and encodes 63 amino acids.